Dendrobium catenatum is the source of this 1059-nucleotide messenger RNA. Its product is annotated as probable xyloglucan endotransglucosylase/hydrolase protein 30. The coding region runs from base 1 to 1059 and encodes 352 amino acids. Gene Ontology annotation, cellular component: apoplast; cell wall. The record is from RefSeq and is a predicted model, not a curated record. Lineage: Eukaryota; Viridiplantae; Streptophyta; Magnoliopsida; Asparagales; Orchidaceae. Gene Ontology annotation, biological process: cell wall biogenesis; xyloglucan metabolic process. The transcript has 4 exons. Gene Ontology annotation, molecular function: xyloglucan:xyloglucosyl transferase activity; hydrolase activity, hydrolyzing O-glycosyl compounds.
AUGGCGAUUUCAACGCUUAUGUUAACUUCCCUCUUCUCCUUCGCGGUAGCGACCGCGAUCGCAGAUGCGGCGACAUUCAAUGUGACGGAAAUGGCUUUCGAUGAUGAAUACCUACCAUUGUUCGGCGAGCGCAACCUCCUGCGCUCCGCCGACGGACGGACAGUCAAGAUUCUCCUGAAUCAACAUUCAGGGUCAGGAUUCAUUUCUUCGAACUUGUAUUAUCACGGUUUGUUCAGUGCGUCGAUAAAGCUCCCGUCUGCAUACACUGCCGGCGUCGUAGUCGCAUUCUACAUGUCGAAUGGGGAUAUAUUUGAGAAGAAUCAUGAUGAACUGGACUUGGAGUUUUUGGGCAAUCUUUGGGGAAGAGAAUGGAAGGUUCAGACCAAUGUGUACGGGAAUGGGAGCACAAGUCGGGGACGAGAGGAACGGUAUCGACUUCCUUUUGAUCCGACGGCUGAGGCUCACCGUUACUCUAUUGUUUGGACUAAUACCACAAUCAUAUUUUACGUCGAUGAGAUUCCGAUAAGGGAGGUGGUGAGAAGUCCGGCGAUGGGCGGCGACUACCCAUCAAAGCCCAUGCUAAUCUACGCCACCAUCUGGGAUGGUUCCAACUGGGCCACUUCCGGCGGAAAGCACAAAGUCGACUACAAAUACGCACCUUUCGCCAGUGAUUUCUCUGAGCUCAUCCUCAAGGGCUGUCGUCUUGAUCCCAUACAGGAGUUGCCUGCGCAUGCGCAGUGCCAUGAGCAGGAGCUCGAUAUUGCUGUUGCAGACUACUCGGUGAUGACAGAGCAGAAGCAGAAGGCCAUGAUGCAGUUCAGACGAGAGUACAUGAUCUACAGCUUCUGCUACGAUGAGUUGAGAUAUCCAUCCACCUUUCCUGACUGCAAAAUCGUGGAGGAGGAGAAGGAGAAGUUUGGAAGGACAGGGCAUGUUAUGCGACGUCCGUCGUCAAAGCCUGAAGUAAUGAAGGCAGCUCUGCCUGUGCGCAAACGAAGGCCGAAGAGACGCAAUCAAGCCAGGAGUAGAAUUAUCAUUAGUGAAACAGCCGAAAUAUGA